Messenger RNA from Saimiri boliviensis boliviensis (Bolivian squirrel monkey), 1682 nucleotides. RefSeq names its product cytochrome c oxidase subunit 7A2 (gene COX7A2). The record is from RefSeq and is a predicted model, not a curated record. Gene Ontology annotation, biological process: regulation of oxidative phosphorylation; mitochondrial electron transport, cytochrome c to oxygen; mitochondrial respirasome assembly. NCBI's taxonomy places the organism in Eukaryota, Metazoa, Chordata, Mammalia, Primates, Cebidae. Gene Ontology annotation, cellular component: respiratory chain complex IV.
CGUCUCAAAAUAAAUAAAUAAAUAAAAUAAAAAAUAAAAAACCAUGCCCUACCUAUUGGCACACGGUAAUUUUGCCCAAAGUUUUGGUUACGUACAUAAUUUAGAGGGGGGUAGAAAACCAGGUCCUUUCGGUCCCAAUACAGGAAAGACAUGAAUUGGAGUGUUUAUAAACUUUGGUGAGGAAGAGAAUUUUAAUUAGUACUGGUAACUUGUGGGUCCAUUGACAUACAGUAGAUUGUGAAGAAGAAACCCUCAAGGAUUACAAGGAAUAGUUUUAAUAUUACUAACUUUUAUCCUUUGCUGAACCCGGGUUUCUUAUUUGGAGUGGCAAUCACAAUUUGUAAGAGUUUGUAGAAAGGUGGAAAGAUGGUUGUAAUACAGGGGAGAUAUUUGCAUUUGUACACACUUGAGGGUACGCACAAGAAAUAACGACACUUGUAUUGGGGAUUACUUAAGCAAAAUGGAUGACAGCAACAGCCUUUCAGUACAAUAAAUAAUUGCUGUUCCUCUCAACUCCAGUCAUGGAGUGUAUAGUGCCCUGCUGGAUUUGGGACAGCAAGCCUUUUGAGUUCACAUUCGCCAUCCCAUUUCUUGUCUCCCAACGUUUGCUCAGCCUCAGAAGCGAGCGAGCCCCUUCCACAAUUUGGGGACACUGUGGAAGAGCUUCUUGCCUGGGGAGUUCUGCAGCGGCCGAAGGCACAAGAAGAUAAAAAUUGGUAUCUCGACACAGCUCUUACAGCAUAUUCUCGACACAAGGAAUACUAAUGCGCCGCAGCAAUUUUCUUCGGUGGAAAAAACUGAUUGUAUCGGAGUAAUUCUUUUUGUUCUGUAUUUUAUGAGGCUUUACGGCUGCAUUUCGGCCAAUUCAGUCUUUGUUCAGUUUCUAGCGGCUUAAAGGUUGCCCAGCUUUACGCCUUCUCGCUCAAAACGGACACUAAUUUUCUUUGAUAGCCCAGGUUUCACAAUGACUUCAUCUAAGCUUAUUACAUUCGCCUCACAAAUCGUUUGCCUUUUCCCAGCCUUAGCUCCGGGGAGCAUCCCACUGAAUCUCAAAGAAGGUCUGGAAAGACAAGGGACAGAGACGGCGAGUCGGCUAGAGUGUCUAGACCGUACUGUCACUCUAGUUUUUCUUUUGCUCUCGAUGGUUAGAAGCGCAGGUCUCUCUUCCGCCCGGAGAGAUUUAGGUUCCUGAAUGCUUACGCAAGACUCGGAGGUAGUUCCGGUUCCGGCCGGCGAUUUUUCGUUCCUGGUGUUCAGUUGUCGCGGUUGGUGGUCAGUAACUGCCAAGAUGCUGCGGAAUCUGCUGGCUCUUCGUCAGAUUGGGCAGAGGACAAUAAGCACUACUUCCCGCAUGCAUUUUAAAAAUAGAGUUGCAGAGAAACAAAAGCUGUUCCAGGAGGACGAUGGAAUUCCAGUGUAUCUAAAGGGUGGGAUAGUUGAUGUCAUCCUGUAUAGAGCCACUAUGAUUCUUACAGUUGGUGGAACAGCAUAUGCCAUAUAUCAACUGGCUGUGGCUUCAUUUCCCAAGAAGCAGGAUUGACUUCAGUCAUCACAGCAAUCAUUUGGUUCAGUUUCAUUCCGCUCUUUAUGACCAGUAAUCUGAUAAAUAACUGAGCCGUUCUUAGGGGAUCAAUAUUUAUUGACUCGUACUAACUGCCUCCAAUAAAGCAGUCCUUACCAUG